AUGGCAGCCCAAUGCUACGAUACUAUCGUAGUAUGGAACGCAGCUCGCACUGGUUACUCAUACAAAGACAAUAACAACAAAUGGGUCCACAAUGACACAACAUCCAAUUGGAAGGAGAUCGGAGACGAGAUCUACAAACUUCAGGGAGCUCCGCCGUAUGCGCGCUCAACCAAAUCCCGUUAA
Messenger RNA from Penicillium psychrosexuale, 183 nucleotides. RefSeq lists its product as uncharacterized. Lineage: Eukaryota; Fungi; Ascomycota; Eurotiomycetes; Eurotiales; Aspergillaceae. The record is from RefSeq and is a predicted model, not a curated record. Bases 1 to 183 code for a protein of 60 amino acids. The transcript has a single exon.